AUGGGAGAGAAACCUUUUGACUGUAAUGAAUGGGGGAAAGCCUUCCACCAGAGCUCACUACUUACUCAACAUCAGAGAAUUCAUAGUGGAGAAAAACCAUACAUGUGUAAUCAGUGUGGAAAGGUCUCCCACAGGAGAGCAAAGCUUACUGAACAUCAGUCAAUUUACACUGGAGAUAAGCCUCACAAAUGUAAUGAAAAAAAACCUUAUGAAUGUAAUGACUGUGGGAUGGUCUUUAGUCAGAAGACAAACUUUCAGGUACAUCAGAGAAUUCAUACUGGAGAGGAACCAUAUAAGUGUAACAAAUGUGAAAGGGCUUUCUGCCAGAGCUCAGACCUUUUUAAACAUGACAGAAAUAAUUCUAGAAGAGAGAAAUCUUAUGGAUGCAGUGAGUGUGGGAAAGUCUUUGUCUGGAGCAGAAGUCUUACUCUACAUCAGAAGAUUCACAAUAGGGAAGCACAAUAUGAAUGUCAUGAAUGUGGGAAGACUUUCUGCCAGAAUGCAGAACUUAUUCUCCAUCAGAGAAUUCACACUGGAGAGAGACCCUAUAAUUGUAAUGAGUGCGGGAAAUUCUUCCGCCAGACUGCACAUCUUGCUGCACAUCAGAGAGGUCAUGCUGGAGAGAAGCCUUAUGAUUGUAAGGAAUGUGGAAAGCCAUUCAGAAUGAGCUCACAACUGAUUGUCCAUCAGAGAAUUCAUCUUGGUGAAAAACCAUAUAAGUGUAGUGAAUGUGGGAAUUCUUAA
Trichosurus vulpecula (common brushtail) is the source of this 744-nucleotide messenger RNA. Its product is annotated as zinc finger protein 2 homolog. The transcript is spliced from 2 exons. The record is from RefSeq and is a predicted model, not a curated record. Gene Ontology annotation, molecular function: RNA polymerase II cis-regulatory region sequence-specific DNA binding; DNA-binding transcription factor activity, RNA polymerase II-specific. NCBI's taxonomy places the organism in Eukaryota, Metazoa, Chordata, Mammalia, Diprotodontia, Phalangeridae. Bases 1 to 744 code for a protein of 247 amino acids. Gene Ontology annotation, biological process: regulation of transcription by RNA polymerase II.